Molecule: messenger RNA, 2828 nt
Organism: Ostrea edulis (European flat oyster)
Lineage: Eukaryota; Metazoa; Mollusca; Bivalvia; Ostreida; Ostreidae
Exons: 3
Coding region: 504-2204 (566 amino acids)
Source: RefSeq, a predicted model, not a curated record
UUAUACUCACUGACGGUGGUAAGUUAAAAUCUGUGUAAUGAAUAUUUAGAUGUCACCUGACAAGGUGACAAUUAGACUACCCAAUAGAUUACAGGUAUAAAUAAACACGAACACGUGUUAUUAGAACCUUUAAUAAAUACAUUACAAGUGGCACGUGUAUUUAAAUCUGUGAUCGUUAACAGAAAAUGUCGGCGUUUUAAAUAUAGUUUGAACUAUUGAAUAUUACGUAAUUCUACUUCCUGGAAUUUCUAGUUUCAUUUCAGAGUAAUGAUACAAGCUGUAUGUUCGUCGUGUUAGAGACCAGAGUUAUGGCAGAAAGGAAUUACAUGCAUUAUGAUUUAAUAUCCAAACGAAAAAGGGCUGAUGCUGAGGAUAUGAGGAUAUGAAGAUGGGAAACACUUUCUCGAGAAAAAAAUGGAACAACACCAAAAUCUACAACAGAGGAAUAUUUAGAGAUUCGUGAUAGUUCAGGGUCAUUCACCGAUAACCUUAACAACAAAGAAAUGGAGGAAUACAACGAAUCAUUACCAGAGGAAUUCCCGGUUUGGUCAUCACCAUUCAGACACCAUAAGUCUGACGACGAUAGGUCUUCUCCAGAAAAUUCCAAAACACAAUCCUCACCAGUUAAGACCCCAGUAAUCCACGCCGAUACAAGAUUACACGUUGAGAACGAUUCUGUAGAAAAUCAUUCUUUUGUCAACCAGAGGAGAGAGGUUGCAUCAAUACUUUAUUCUGGAGAUACCACAGCAUGUUCAAUAGAUAGUGCAUCGAAUGCAAAUAUAUCAAAGACAUCUUUUAUAAAACCUGGAGUAAAUGUUGAACAGCUAGUAAAGGCAACGCAUAGCAACGGUAACAAGAAUGUGAAACUUUCUGGUACGUCGACACAGCUUUGCAAUGAUCAAACAGAGUACGAACAAGAUGAAUAUGAUUAUGUAAUAGAGUGUGAACAAGAUGAAUAUGAUUACAGAAGAGAGUGUGAACAAGAUGAAUAUGAUUAUGGAAGAGAGUGUGAACAAGAUGAAUAUGAUUAUGGAAGAGAGUGUGAACAAGAUGAAUAUGAUUAUGGAAGAGAGUAUGAACAAGAUGAAUAUGAUUAUGGAAGAGAGUGCGAACAAGAUGAAUAUGAUUAUGGAAGAGAGUGCGAACAAGAAGAAUAUUUUCAUGGAACAGAGUAUGAACAAGAUGAAUAUGAUUAUGGAACAGAGAUUGAACAAGAACAAUAUCUUCAUGAAACAGAGUAUGAACAAGAUGAAUAUGAUUAUGGAACAGAAAUUGAACAAGAACAAUAUCUUCAUGAAACAGAGUAUGAACAAGAUGAAUAUGAUUAUGGAACAGCGAUUGAACGAGAUGAAUUUCUUUAUGGAAUAGAGUAUGAACAAGAUGAAUAUGAUUAUGGAACAGAGAUUGAACAAGAACAAUAUCUUCAUGAAACAGAGUAUGAACAAGAUGAAUAUGAUUAUGGAACAGAGAUUGAACAAGAACAAUAUCUUCAUGAAACAGAGUAUGAACAAGAUGAAUAUGAUUAUGGAACAGAGAUUGAACAAGAACAAUAUUUUCACGAAACAGAGUAUGAACAAGAUGAAUAUGAUUAUGGAACAGAGAUUGAACGAGAUGAAUUUCUUUAUGGAACAGAGUAUGAACAAGAUGAAUAUGAUUAUGGAAUACAGUAUGAACAAGAUGAAUAUGAUUAUGGAGCACAGUACGAACAAGAUGAAUAUCUUAAUGGAACAGGCGAAUGUCUUUAUGAAACAGAGGGGGAACAAGAUGAAUAUGUGUAUAGAAUACUUCGUCUUAAAGAAACCUAUGCGGGGGGUCUUCAUCCGAAAAAUAUAUUUUCCAAAAUUAGCAUAGAGAAACAUGUUGCAGAAGGAAGCAAAGGCAUUGAAUCCAAGUAUAUUUCCUGCAGUAAAACACUUUAUGGCGUUAAAAGACUCGGGGGAAUUACAAACAAAUCCAGUAUGGUACGUGGUGUUGUAAAAAUUAAUAUCACAAAACUUAGAGAGCUUAGCAGUGAGAUUCAAAUUAUAGAUUUGACUGAUACCAGCAUUCGAAAAAAACAUAUUGAUCCUGGUUCAAAGGCAUGGGGAUAUGCUGAAAGGUUUGAGGAAGUGCUUCUAAGUCCCACUUCACAUAUUCCUCCAGAUUGUGUUAAAUAUAUUGGCAAAAUUCAACAUAGAAGAUUUACACCAAUCAAUGGUAUGUAAAAUAUUACACGCGUUAUUGUGGUAUCUUUGAGACAAGACGCAUGCUAUUUCUGAUUUUGUGGGAAACAUUCUUCCAAUGUCUCUAUUGAAAUGACACGUACAUACCAUGGAUAUAAGGAACUUGCAUAUCGUCUAUAUAUGAUGUUCAAAUAUUGUGAUAUAUUGCCCCUCUCUAUAUAACGCUAUACAAAGUAUUCAUUUAAGGAUUGAAUUUAUUAUUUUUUUCGUUGGGUGGAAGUAUACCACAAAAACUGCAUCAUUGUGCGUAACAGGCGUCACAGCUGUUGUAACGUCAUACGGAAGCCUCGUUUCGGUUCCCACUCAUAAACAUAUUAUGUCGGAGUUCGAAAUCAUAUUGCAGUAUCUCUGAGGCAGUGUGUGGUGUAUCUGGUAUUUGGGUUUGUGACAUGGAGGACUUUGUCGCAAGUUGCAAACUGGACUAUUGUCAUACCCGGUUGAAUGCAUUUAACGCUCAGCCCGGAAUUGCAGAAGCAGACGUGUGCUGUUAUAUUGGGAGGGGGGAUGUGUCCUCAAAUAGCCAUGUUUAUUUCAUUUUACAUAAUUAAUUAGUAUUUAUAUUUGAUAUUUGUUUGUUUUUGUUUAAUAAAUUUAUAUAGAUCGAUA